UCUCUCUCUCUCUCUCUCUCUCUCUCUCUCUCUCUCUCUCUCGCAGGCAGUAGGUUUUUUAUUACUUCCUAUGGAGCUCUGUACAUAUCAGAAGUCCAGAAGGAGGAUGCGCUGUCCACAUACCGCUGCAUCACCAAACACGCGUACAGUGGAGAGACGCGGCAGAGCAAUGGAGCACGGCUCUCAGUGCUGGACCCCACAGAAUCCACCCCUGCUAUCCUGGACAGUUUCCAGUCUCGUGAGAUCGGAGCGGGGCACAGCGUGGAGCUGGCCUGCAUUGCCUCGGGUUACCCCAACCCUGCAAUCCGCUGGCUCAAGGACGGGCGCCCCCUGCCUGCCGACAGCCGGCGCACCAAGAGACUGACCGGGCUGACCAUCAGCGACCUGCGGCUGGAGGACAGCGGACACUACAUCUGUGAGGUCACCAACACCUUCGGAUCAGCCGAGGUCACAGGGCACCUCAGUGUGAUCGACCCUCUGCGGGUGACCCUGACCCCUAAGAAGUUGAAGACAGGGAUCGGCAGCACAGUGAUCCUGUCGUGCGCUGUGCAGGGGUCCCCCGAGUUCACGAUCCGUUGGUACCGCAACACAGAGCUGGUGACCCCCGAUGACUACAUCUCCAUCCGAGGCAUCAACAACGAGACCCUGCUCAUCACCGCGGCUCAGAAGAGCCACUCCGGUGCUUACCAGUGCUUCGCUACCCGCAAGAUCCAGACUGCACAGGACUUCUCUGUGAUACUGCUGGAGG
Acipenser ruthenus (sterlet) is the source of this 748-nucleotide messenger RNA. RefSeq names its product cell adhesion molecule DSCAML1-like. The record is from RefSeq and is a predicted model, not a curated record. Lineage: Eukaryota; Metazoa; Chordata; Actinopteri; Acipenseriformes; Acipenseridae. The transcript has 3 exons. The annotation marks the transcript as partial.